AUGGAAGCAAUCUAUCUUUUGAAUAGAGUAAUAAAAAAGUAUAAAGAAAAGAAAAGAGACAUUAAUAUGAUUUUUAUCGAUCUUGAAAAAGCAUAUGAUAAAGUGCCUCGAGAUAUAAUCCGGUGGGUGCUAGAGAAGAAAAAGGCGACAAAAUGUUACAUUAAUGUGAUUAGGGACAUGAAUAAAGUUGUGGUGACUACUAUUAGAUCACCUACUGGAGAAACAGCUGAUGGGACUAGAAGAGUUAACACUAGGUUGGAGACUUUGAGAGAAUCACUUAAAUCUAAAAGAUUUAAGAUAAGCAAAACUAAAACAGCGUACAUGGAAUAUAAUUUCAGUAACAGUAACAAUGGAAGCAGAGGAAAAGUGAAGAUUAAGAACCAAGAACUACCUAAAAGUGAACAUUUUCGUUAUUUAGGAUCAAUUAUCACAACGGUUGGGGAGAUUAGAGCAGAUGUGGUCCAUAGAAUUAAGACGAGGUGGCUUAAGUGGAGAAGUGCAUAUGGGGUACUGUACGAUAAAUGA
Camellia sinensis is the source of this 525-nucleotide messenger RNA. The record is from RefSeq and is a predicted model, not a curated record. Lineage: Eukaryota; Viridiplantae; Streptophyta; Magnoliopsida; Ericales; Theaceae.